UUGCAGCUUGCUCUGUCCUGUGGGUGGGAGGAGAAAUUAUUCUCUUGUGGAGAGCUGGGAGGAUUCAGGCUCGGAGUGAGAGCACAGACUUCACUUCUCCUCGGUCUCUGAGUUAAAUCUAGCCCUUGCUGUUGAGCUCCGUCUCCUGGGAUAUUGCAGUCUAUGUGUGUGAGAGAGAGACGGAGUGGGGGCGAUGUGUUGCCGCGAGUGAGGAGUGGAACCAGUUGAGAGAACGCAGGGUCUGCACUUAACACUCAGAGCUGGAUUACAGGACAAGCACUGAUAGAAAAGGCCCUUUCAUUAAAGGUCUUGAAGAAUAAACAAACUGUUCGAUGAAAUCUUCCAAUCACAACAGCCCCAUGCUGAUGGUUACAACCUCCUUCUCCAAACCCAGGCAGCAGUAUGACCUCGUCAACUAGUUAAAAGAUGCUGCCUGAUCUGCUGUGCUUUUCUAGCAACACACGCUUGACUCUGAUUGUCAGCAUCUGCAGUCCUCACUUUCUCUCUUUCUGACCAGAACUGGACACCGUACUCUAGGAAAGGUCUCACCAAUAUCCUGUAAAUCCUCAGCAUGUCAUCCCAACUCCUAAACUCAAAGGACUGUUUGAUGUGAAAGGCACUAUGUAAACGUCAGUGAACUGGCAAACUGACAACGGGCUAAAACUAAUCUCCGAGAUUACCCCUCUGUUCCUGGGAUCAAUCUGUCAUGAAGGAGAUGUGAAAAGAUGGCUUCGCGAAUCCUCUGAGCACCUUGCAGAGUGAGAAAGAUGAACUGGAAACCAGAUUGUUCCAAGUUCUUGCACAUUUUCGUGUUUCUCGUGCUCCUGUUAGUGGGUUUUGUGAUGUUCAUCCAUUCUGACCUUUCUCUGAAGGCAAAUUUACAUUACAGUGUGGAAGCCAAACCAAGUUGCCAGACUGGGUAUUCAAGUGCAUGCACAAAGCGGGUAAUAGCCAAUUUUACCAGAAACACUCAGUUAUUCUUGAGUUUAAAUGAUAUAUGGUGGAUUCAGAAAAACCCUGCGGUCAAUGAACUCCCUUAUGGAGUUAAAGGGAGUGAACAAUCUAUUAACAAGAUAUUGGCCAGAAUACAGUAUGAUAUGCCUGAAAACAUAAGCAGUUUGGUUUGUAAGAGGUGUGUUAUUGUUGGCAACGGGUACACCCUGAGGAACAGCUCACUUGGAGAAACCAUCAACGAGUAUGAUAUUGUUAUUCGAAUAAACGAUGCUCCAGUGCGAGGCUACGAGAAGGAUGUCGGCAGCAAGACCACUCUGCGGUUCUUUUAUCCCGAGUCAGCAGCCAAGGAUCCAAAUAUCGAAAAUAACCCGAGCACACUGCUUGUGUUUUUACCCUUCAAGCAGGUGGAUGCCCAGUGGCUGAGGGAGAUCGUGUACGAUGAGAAAAGAUUUCGGAAAGGAUUCUGGAAGUCUCCGCCCUUGAUUUGGGAAGCAAAUCCUUCGAAUAUCCGGAUCCUUAAUCCUUAUUACAUCCAUCAAGCUGCCACCAAGUUAUUAAACAUCCCUCUGAAGUUGCCUCCCAAGUCUAAGCAGAAACCAGUACACCCCACCACUGGUCUUCUCGCCAUCACUGUGGCCCUGAACUAUUGCGAUGAGGUGCACAUUGCUGGCUUUGGAUAUCCACUAACAAAACAAAGCACUCCUAUUCAUUACUAUGGCAAAACUACCAUGAAAGAAAUGGCUAACUCUGAACACAAUGUCACACAUGAACAGCAAUUUCUGAAGAGACUGCUAGAUGCUGGGGCAAUUAAAUACCUCACUGCUUUGGAAUAAUUGUUUUAUGAAUGGCAACUUUUGUUUAUAUUCUCUUUUAAUCACUGGUUGUGGCGUAUCCUUGGCUACUGGAUAUUUUAGUGAGGAUGGUCACACCCUGUUCUAGUUUAUGCAGGAAUGCGGAUGGAAUAAUCAUUGCCCUUGGUGCGGGAAAUUCUCUAGCAUUGUUGAAAUCAUCAUAACUAAUGCAUGAGAUUCUAUUCUGCGCUGGCGUGGCUGCCAACCAUCAGGCACCACUACAAAUGUUAAACAAGAUUAACUGGCUAAUAUUUCAAGAUUUAAUUCCAGAAAUGCAAACUCUGUCUUGUCAAACAUGCAAGAGAAAUAAUUCUUGCUUCAAACUUCUUGACUUUAAAAGCUUGUGUAGAUUGUAAUUGGAUAAGGAACACAUAAACUUAACUAAAACCUUCACCAUGUUUUAUUUUGCCAGACCAACGGACGUUGACUCUCAUUGUAAAUAAUUUUGUUCCUUUCCCUCUGAUUUAUGAAAUCUGUCUUAUUGCUCCAGGGAAGAAAGAUAUGAGUCAACAACAGCAAUUCUUUUUGUGAUAUUCCCACAUCCACCAGCUUACUUUUUUCCACUCUGGCAUGUCCUUCCAUCCAUGGCGGCCAUCUUGAAUUAUCCUUGCUCCUCCAGAACCAAGAUUUGAGCUGCCUCAUGAAAAUUCACACCAGAGAUUUGAAUUACUAAUUUCCUGGCAUUUAUUUAUCAUUGCCUUGGGAAACUGUACUGUGGGUCUGUCGGUGUCACAUUGUAUUAUUUAGACCCAGUUUACCUAGUCUUGAUUUGGCCCAUGGUGUAGGGGAUCUGCUUUCAAGAGUCAAUUUUUAGCAUGAGGGUGGAAUUCUGAAGUUGUUUCCUACUGCAAGGCAGCCUACACUGGUGGCAUAUAAUGGUUGCAUCUCACCUGAGCUCUCAGCAUUGAGAAAUUGUUGAACUUUAUAAGUGUUAAUGCAAAUUUUCACUUAAAACUGCUACUCCAGCAUUAUUGGUGGGAGGAAUCCAUUCCAGGUCUUCUUUUUAAAGAAAAAUCACCAGUUGCUCAUGCAUAACAACGCCAGAUGGGCAAUUGUAAUGUUUGCCGAGAGCUUUGUACAGCAUUGCAGGCAUUUUAAUAUUUUUGAAUGGAACCUACUCUAUUAUGUUCUACCUCUGCAAUGUAUUUGGAGAUUCUCUUUUUUUAAAAUAAAAAUGAAGCUGAACAUCCAUUUUUUUUUCCAAAAUGGAAUUUAGACAGCAUAAAAAUAAUUCAGGUCUAGAUUUCUUUGAACAGUGUAUUGAAGAAAAUUGUCUCCAGUCUGAACCUUUGAAGGUUAUUUCUGUUGUCCUAAUAAAGAUGUCACAUUUUUAAUGAAGCCAAGGAUUGGGAUUGUACUUUUUUAAUCCACUCCAUCUUUUGAAGGAGGGCUCCUGUAAUGAGAAUGUGAGAUAAUGGAAAGAAUUGUCUUGUUUUGGCAUUGUGGUCGAAACUUCCAUUGUGCACCUCAAGGAGGUCAUUGGAGUUUUAAACACCAUCGUCUCGCCUUCCAACUUGUUUGCCUCAUGGUUUCUCUGCCCUAAGUACUUUAGUGCUCUUUAGAGCACUUUCUGUAAGAUGUACUAUUUUGCUUUCUGCUGAGGAGUUGGCCAACAGAAGUACUUGCGCUACCUACAGCCUUCAGCAUCCCCAGCUCCACACUGUAAUGAAUUUUAUCCAGCAAAUACACAAAGGUAUAUUGAAAUCAGAGAACUUUCUUAAACUUCAUCCUUCUUCAUCAUGAUAUAGCUUGAAGUCACAUGACACUAAGUUGUAGUCCAAUGAGUUUAUUUGACAUCACAAGCUUUUGGAGCACUGCUCCAUCAGCUGAUAAGGGACGGCAAUGGCCUAGUGGUAUUGUCACUAGCCCAUUGAUCCAGAGACCCUGAUAAAUUCCAGGAAUCCAAAUUCGAAUCCUGCCAUGGCAGAUGGUGGAAUUUGAAUUCAAUUAAAAAUAGUCUGGAAUUCAAAAUCUACUGAUGACCAUGAAAUCAUUGUCAAUUGUUGGAAAACCUAUCUGAUUCACUGGUGUCCUUCAGGGAAGGAAAUCUGCCAUCCUCACCUGGUCUGGCCUACAUGUGACUCCAGACCCACAACAAUGUGGUUUCCCUCUGAAAUGGCCUAGCAAGCUAUUCAAUUAUAUCAAUCACUCCAGCAUGGCACCUCCUCACCAUAAUGAAAUCUACUAUAUUGUCCUUAAACUGACCUUUGGGGUUUCCUAAAUGCGUUUGACGUCUAGUGUACUUAAAAGGCUGGGGUCAUAUUGAUUGAAAGGUUAGCAGCCUUAAGUUGUUAAUUAAAAUGCUGGGCUUUAGUAGACAAUACUUGGUUAAUAGAAUCAGAAUAGAACUGCCGGUGAGCUUAGCUGGAGAAGCAGUAGCUGUAAAGAUUGCAACGACAGCAGUCUCGAGGGCGUGAGAGAAACUUUAAAGUACUUUAAUCGCAUUUAUCCCAUUUCCUACUGUUAAAACUACCCAUUAUUUCCAAAAUCUGACUCAUUUUCGUGAUAUUUAAGGAAGAAAGCUCUUGUAUUUCCCAUUCUUGUAGGUUCUGAGGAAAUGCUUUUCACUUGAACCAUUCUCACUGUGAUAACACCCAUUUUCAAUUGUGAUACAACCUCUUCUGAAGCCUCCUUAAAGGCUUCUAUUACUGCCAUUGGUUUAUCAUUUCACUUGCAACAAUUUGCUUUUAUAUGCCUUGUCUUCUGAAACGAAGAUAUACUUUGUCACUUUUAAAUUCUAAACAAUCAUUUUUCGAAACCUAACAAACAUCUGUCUGUUUGUUAAAGUCACAAUCUAUCCUAUUCCUCUAGCUUCCCCGUGAGAAUUUCAUAAGCUAACUUACUGACACACUGUUCCUGGGAAAUAUUGCUCAAGUUGCCAGAGCUUGUGCCUCUUUGACUUCACAUUACUGUCCCUCAUCCUGAUAGAACAUGCUUGCUGUUCCAGAAUUCUUCUAUACGCUUGAUUUCUCUCACUGUUUAAAACUCUUUGUUCCUGCAUGUUGGCAUUACAGACUAGGCCAGCAAUUAUUGCCUAUCCCUAAUUGGUAUUAAGAAGAUAGUAAUGAGCAGUCCUCUUGGACCACUGCAGUACAUGACAGGCAUGUACAUCUGUAGUGCUCAUGGGAAGUCAUCCAAUGAUGACAAUAGAGGACCAAAGAUAUCGUUCCAAUUCAGGAUGAUGUGUAACUCAGGGAGGGGGAUGGUGUUGGGAGCUUGCAGUUGGUGUUCCCAUGCAUCCUUUGCCCAUUUCUUCCUGGAUGGUGGUGGUCGUAGGUUUUGAAGAUGCAUUGAGUGCUGGUAAGUUGCUGCAGCACAGAUGAUCCACACUGCUGCCAUUGUGCAUUAGUGGGCAAGGGAAUGAAAGCAUUGGAGGUAGUGAAUGGGUUGCCAACCAGUGAUUGCUUGAUUGCAAUGAAUUAAACACUCAUCCCAUAAUAUUUCUUUUACCCUAGUGGAUUCAACUUGUGUCUUUAUUGUCCUAUAUUUUAAUUCACAGACGUAAGGAAUAGACUCAUAAGUGUGAAGUAUUGCCUUUUAAACUUCAUAUAAUGUGAGGACUUCUGAAAUAUCUGAGAAAAGGUUUGGAGGGACAUGGGCCAGGAGCAGGCAGGUGGGACUAGUUUUGUUUGGGAUUAUGUUUGGCAUGGACUGGUUGGACCAAGGGGUCUGUUUCUGUGCUGUAUGACUCUGCGACUCUAUUAAACAUUCAUAACUUUAUCUCAUAGGAUGCUUUGCCACUUCAGUGUUGUCGUCGCCUUGUAAGAGGAGGUAAAAUAUUUCUUAGCACCUUCUUUAGUAAAUGUAGGCACUAGUUAAAAAUUUUUGGUUAAAUUAUGAAUCUAAAUAGGUCUUCCUCAUCUAAGCUAUUUGUCACUCUUUCACCUCAUAAGCUGAGCUUCUCUUUAGUCAGUUCAUGCUUUGAGUUCCUUCUCCCUUUGAGGCUCUCUCUUUCCUUAUUAUUUCAUCACUUCUGCCUUAGGAUUGCAAAUUCAAGGUUUUUUAUUUAUGUUUCUAGUUCAUACCUCUCCCUUUCUUCUUCAAGCUCCAGUAUGUUUUAACUCUAAUUUCUUUCUCUCAAGAUACUGCUCAUCCUUUUCUUAAUGCUAUAUCUGCAACUAGUCACUAACCAACAUAAAACAUCUUCAAAUUUAAAUGCUGUGUCGUUCCCUUAAUUAUGUAAGCCUUUUUGGUCCCCUCUUUCCAUUCUAUUUCCAGCUUUUCGAGCAGUGCUUCUCAAAAAUUAGUUAAUUGUCGCAUAAAUGCUAGCGUGAAAUCAUUUUUUUGGGGAGAGUAAGCUUGAGCAGUAAAUUUAGCCAAUCUGUUUUUCAAUGAGUAAAGCAGGCUACCAUGACAAUCUUAUUUGUCUUAACUUUAGCAACUCCCAAUACUCAAGUCUAUCAGUGAAUUUUAAGUCCUACUUAAGUCUCCAAAUAAUGUUACAAUCCUGGGCAAGCCUGUCAAAUUUAUGUAAGAAUUUGGUUACUUCACAGGAAUUUUUUGGUUAAGUGUGCAAAGUUUGAGAACUCAGGUGCUUCCUGAUGGAAUAAAGGCUGAAGAUUCCACAGGUUUAAACAAACAAAGGAAAUAUUAUUACACAAAAAUUAGACAAACUAUCGAUAUACAUAUGUACUAUAUGUGCACACGCACACAAAUUUAAAUUGUAGAAUUAACAUGAGGUAAACUAUUGUUGAACGUCUCUACAACAUCAUGGAGCAGAAUGGGAUGUCACUUGCAGUUGAAUUAGUCUUUUCAUUCUGGAGACAGCAAUGAAAGGGCAGGUACUCUGGUGAGAUGGCAGAACUGUCUGGCUUCCUUGGAACUAUGGAGACUUGGGAAGAGGGGUGAGGAAAGCAGAUGUUGAGAAAACUCUGGAGGUUGGUACAAACAAAAGGGAAGAGGAUAGAGUCAGUUGGCCAGUACUGUUUCAAACAGUUGUGUUAUGACCUCCUUAACUAUCUUAUAACCAGAUAUGGUAGAAAAACGUUGCUGAUUGUUUUGUACCAAAGCAUCAUCAGUACAUUGAAACUUUUAAUAUAUGAGCAAGGGCAAUAGGGUGGAAUAGGCUGAAACAUGUCGUUAUGCACUGGAUAGGAGCUCUUCACAUGGGCAGGGAGCUCCUCCAUAUGGUGCUUUGAUUGAGACACCAGCUGGAUUCAUACUUCAAGCAUUUGUAAGUCUACAUCUUACAGUGAGACUUCAAAGUCUCUGUGUGUAACAGGCUUAACAAUGUCAUGCUUUCUCAUCUUCAGAAGGUUUCUACACAGUUUGAUAUUGAACUAUUGACAAAAUGGAAUAUUUCAGGUUGGAUAUGAGUAGGUGAAAAUGUUUAUUUAAACUAAAAUAUCUGUUCCUCUUUUUACAAUGAAACUUUGAUGAUUUGCACUUAAAAGAUGUACAUUUGUUAAUCAUUAUCU
Molecule: messenger RNA, 7222 nt
Organism: Hemiscyllium ocellatum (epaulette shark)
Lineage: Eukaryota; Metazoa; Chordata; Chondrichthyes; Orectolobiformes; Hemiscylliidae
Gene: st3gal4
Product: ST3 beta-galactoside alpha-2,3-sialyltransferase 4
Exons: 13
Coding region: 768-1787 (339 amino acids)
Biological process (GO): glycolipid biosynthetic process
Molecular function (GO): sialyltransferase activity
Source: RefSeq, a predicted model, not a curated record